This is a messenger RNA of Punctularia strigosozonata HHB-11173 SS5, 1643 nucleotides long. RefSeq lists its product as uncharacterized. The transcript has 11 exons. Gene Ontology annotation, molecular function: L-tyrosine transmembrane transporter activity; L-serine transmembrane transporter activity; L-lysine transmembrane transporter activity. The coding region runs from base 133 to 1560 and encodes 475 amino acids. Gene Ontology annotation, cellular component: fungal-type vacuole membrane. Gene Ontology annotation, biological process: amino acid transmembrane transport. The record is from RefSeq and is a predicted model, not a curated record. NCBI's taxonomy places the organism in Eukaryota, Fungi, Basidiomycota, Agaricomycetes, Corticiales, Punctulariaceae.
CGCACCGUAUUCUCGCGCAAUAUUCUGCCCCUCGGCAGCGAUAUCAUUUCUAGGCCGAGAGGGUCGACACAUUACUCGCCAGUCCCCCAACAACCUACUUCAGCUUGCGAGAGCGAAAGCGACUCCUACGAGAUGGUGCAAACAUAUGGCGUUGCGGCAGAAGAUGCACGCGAGGUCCACCAUGCCGAAGCCGAUACCGAAGCUAGUGCGCUCUUAGGCGCGGAUGCAUCGAACGGACGGCCAAAGCAGAAGUUCACGGGGGGACAUGCAUCUUUGGUCAGUUGCAUAGGCAACCUGUCGAAUACCAUCAUUGGCAGCGGUAUGCUGACAUUCCCCAUGGCAAUGGCAUCCUCUGGAAUCAUACCGGGAAUCUUCACCUGCGUGUUCUCCGGAAGUGUAGCUGCAUUCGGGCUGUAUCUGCUCUCGCUGGCUGCGACCCACACCCCUCACAGGACCUCGUCCUUCUUCGCAGUUGCACAGCUUACCUUCCCGAAGGCUGCUGUAUUCUUCGAUGCAGCCAUCGCAAUCAAGUGUUUCGGUGUCUCCAUCAGCUAUCUCAUCAUCAUCAAGGGUCUCAUGCCCAGCGUUGUGGAAGCGUUGUAUCACGACCUCUCUUCCAACGAGCCCCCGUCCUGGGCACUGUCCGGACGGGUAUGGAUCACGUUGUUCAUGGCGAUUCUUGUCCCCCUCGGAUUCUUGCGUAGGUUGGAUAGCCUGAGACACGCAAGCUACGUCGGAAUAUUUGCCGUGGUUUACCUCCUCGCUAUCGUGGUCUAUGUGUUCAUCAAGCCUUUCGAUGACAUGCCUCCAAGGGGCGAAGUGCAUCUUGUGCAUUUCACGCCCGACUUCCUGUCGACAUUUCCUGUCCAGGUGUUCGCGUUUACUUGCGCACAGAAUCUGUUUCCUUUGUUCAAUGAAGUCACGGAGAAUACGCAGAAUCGAAUGAACACUAUCAUCGGCACUUCUAUUGGAUCUGCCACUGGCGUAUAUCUGGUGAUUGCCAUUCUCGGUUAUCUAACCUUUGGCUCUACGGUGGGACCAAACAUCAUCGCAAUGUACCCGUCGACGUCUUUAUUCGUUGCGGUCGGCCAACUGGCCAUUGUCGUCCUUGUCUUGGUGUCGUAUCCCUUGCAGGUGCACCCAUGCCGGAACUGCUUGGAUAAGGUAUUCCACGCCGGACAGAGCCAUAAGACACCGCAUGAGCUUGCAAACGACGAGGAACUUGAGGACGAGGAUCAUGCUCCGGCAGAUAUGAGUGCAUUGAAGCACACGCUGCUUACAGCGGGCAUCAUCGCUAGCGGUUUUACGAUCGCUUACCACGUGGAUGACUUGAGAAUGGUUCUGUCCUUCGUUGGGUCCACAGGAUCCACAACUAUAUCUUUCAUCCUCCCAGGUCUCUUCUACUGGCAGCUGACGCGACAUGACGCAUCGGCGAGUAAAGCGCUCAACCGCGCCGCUCUUGCGCUUGCAUGCUAUGGCGCCUUUAUCUUUGUGUUCUGCUUGAGCUAUAAUAUCUACGGGGUCGUUCGUCCGUCGAGUUCCAGUCCGAGUGGACAUUAACCCCGAUAGACACAUUGAUGCUAUGUUACGCUGUGUGGCUAUAAUGAGCCUGACAUUAGAACCAGAGAAUAGAGAAUGUAGUC